Spea bombifrons (plains spadefoot toad) is the source of this 7486-nucleotide messenger RNA. RefSeq names its product afadin, adherens junction formation factor (gene AFDN). Gene Ontology annotation, molecular function: cell adhesion molecule binding. Lineage: Eukaryota; Metazoa; Chordata; Amphibia; Anura; Pelobatidae. The coding region runs from base 485 to 6220 and encodes 1911 amino acids. Gene Ontology annotation, cellular component: adherens junction. The transcript has 34 exons. The record is from RefSeq and is a predicted model, not a curated record. Gene Ontology annotation, biological process: signal transduction; regulation of protein localization.
GAGAAACCAGCAGCUCUUGGACAGGAGGAGGGGAAGGAAAAGGCGAUAAGGAAGCCGAGCAGCCAGUAACUUGGAACGUUGAACCUGAUCGAACAGGAAUCCCCUCUUUAUUCUUAACGUUCAACGAUUGUGUAAUUUGCUUUUCUUUAUUCUGGAUCGUUAUGCAGAAAAAAAUGAAUUAGGAGAUUAUUUUUUCUUCCCGAUUUCAUUUUUUAGAGGAUUCUGGUGGUUAUUCUUGGGUACUGAAUGCAUUUGUCGGAAUAAGCUGCAGACAAGAAGGUGGAUACCGGGAGUGAAGCUGAUCGCCCAGGAUUGCAGACAGCAGAUCUACAGUGGAUGAUAUAGAUAUUUUUCUUUGAUAAAUCCCACGUUGCUAUUUUGUCAUCUUGCGUUUUUUUUUUGUUUGAUUAUUUCUGAGCCGGAAUUUUUAUUAUUAUCAUUAUUAUAUAUCAUUGAUUGACCCUUACACGGGGAGUGGAAAGACAUGUCGGGGAGUAGGGAAGAGGAGCGCCGCAAACUGGCAGACAUCAUUAACCAUUGGAACGCCAACCGGCUCGACCUGUUCGAGAUUAGCCAGCCAACCGAGGACUUGGAGUUCCAUGGGGUCAUGAGGUUUUAUUUCCAAGACAAAGCCGCUGGAAAUUUUGCCACAAAAUGCAUCAGAGUCUCAAGUACGGCCACAACACAAGAUGUCAUCGAAACGCUGGCAGAAAAGUUCCGUCCAGACAUGAGGAUGCUGUCCUCUCCUCGGUAUUCUUUGUAUGAAGUUCAUGUCAGUGGGGAAGAAAGAAGACUUGAUACCGAUGAGAAGCCUCUGGUGGUGCAGCUGAAUUGGAACAAAGAUGACCGGGAAGGGAGGUUUGUCCUUAAGAACGAGAAUGCAAUUUUUCCACCAAAGAAGGUCCAAAGUAAUGGUCCAGAGAAACAGGAAAAAGAAGGUGUAAUCCAAAACUUCAAGCGAACCUUAUCAAAAAAGGAGAAGAAAGAGAAGAAAAGACGUGAAAAAGAGGCUUUAAAGCAGGCAGCUGAUAGAGAGGACAGACCACUGUCAAAAGAUGAUAGUGAAAACUCACAACUGGCGGCUGAAGUGUACAAAGAUAUGCCAGAGACCAGCUUCACACGGACCAUAUCAAACCCAGAGGUGGUUAUGAAACGCAGAAGACAGCAGAAAUUAGAAAAACGAAUGCAAGGAUUUCGCAGCUCAGAUGGGCGGCCUGACUCAGGUGGGACCUUGCGGAUUUAUGCUGACAGCUUAAAGCCAAAUAUUCCUUACAAAACAUUCCUACUGUCUACUAAUGACACUGCAGAUUUUGCCGUUGGGGAAGCACUGGAAAAAUAUGGAAUGGAGAGAGAAAAUCCAAGGGAGUACUGCAUUGCCAGAGUAACACUUCCUCCUGGGGCACAACAUUCUGACAAAGGCGUUAAGGAGAUCAUACUGGAUGAUGAUGAAUGUCCUCUUCAGAUAUUCCGAGACUGGCCAAGCAACCACGGAGAACUUGUUUUUCAGUUGAAAAGAAGGCCUCCAGAUUACCUCCCAAAUAAGAACCGACCACAGGAGGGCAAAGCAUCAAAGGGCAAGGAGAGAAUGGAUGGCUAUGGGUUUUCACUUUCACCUGACAAACUACCCUACUUGGUAGAAUUAAGUCCAGGCAGAAGAAACCACUUUGCCUACUACGGCUAUCAUUCUUACGAAGAUGGAUCAGACUCCAGAGAUAAGCCCAAACUGUACCGUCUUCAGCCGAGUGUGACAGAAGUUGGAACUGAAAAACUGGAGGAGAAUUCUAUACAGUUGUUUGGCCCAGGGAUACAGCCUCAUCACUGCGAUCUCACAAAUAUGGAUGGAGUGGUCACAGUCACCCCUAGAAGUAUUGAUGCAGACACUUAUGUUGAUGGUCAGCGCAUCACAGAGACAACUAUGUUGCACAGCGGAGUGAAGGUGCAGUUUGGAUCAUCACAUGUAUUUAAAUUUGUUGAUCCCAACCACGAUCAGUCUCUGGGUAAAAGGCCUUCAGAUACUGGCCAGAUGAUUAGAGGACAGAAGAACAAGCCUGGUGUUCAAGAAACUACGUUUGGCUUGGAGGGAGAUGUGCAUAGUGGGGCAGCACUACCAACAAAUAAGAUAACCAACAAGCUGGAUAAUGACAGAAUGUCUGGCACAGCGGAAAGAGGCAUGGUGAAACCAAUGAUCCGGAUGGAUAAGCAGCAAGAUUACCGUGCACAAGAUGGCAGACCUCAGGAUGCUACAGGACCGGAACAUAUGUUGCCUGCAAGCAUAGAGUUCAGAGAAAACUCUGAAGACUCCUUCCUGGCAGCCAUUAUUAACUAUACCAACAGUUCCACUGUGCACUUUAAGUUGAGCCCGACGUAUGUACUGUACAUGGCCUGUCGGUAUGUAUUGUCCAACCAGUACAGGCCAGACGUUAGUCCUGCUGAGCGGACACACAAGGUUAUUGCUAUUGUGAACAAGAUGGUGAGCAUGAUGGACAGUGUUAUUCAGGAAGUAGACCAGGGUGAUCAGAAGCAGAAGAACAUUGCUGGGGCUCUGGCAUUCUGGAUGGCAAAUGCAUCAGAGUUGUUGAACUUCAUUAAACAGGAUAGGGACCUGAGUCGGAUCACUUUGGAUGCACAGGAUGUUUUGGCACAUUUGGUUCAGAUGGCAUUCAAAUACUUGGUGCACUGUCUACAAACUGAGUUGAGCAAUUACAUGCCUGCGUUUCUAGAUGACCCUGAAGAAAACAACACACAAAGGCCUAAAAUAGAGGAAGUAUUACACACUCUGACCGGAGCCAUGUCACUCCUGAGGCGAUGCCGGGUGAAUGCUGCGUUAACCAUCCAGCUGUUCUCGCAGCUCUUCCACUUCGUUAAUAUGUGGCUCUUCAAUCGGCUGGUGACCGACCCAGACUCCGGUUUGUGCUCUCAUUACUGGGGAGCCAUCAUACGCCAGCAGCUGGCCUACAUAGAGGCCUGGGCAGAAAAGCAAGGGCUGGAAUUAGCUGCAGAUUGCCAUCUUAGCAGAAUAGUGCAGGCGACAACUCUUCUCACCAUGGACAAGUAUUCCCAUCAAGAUAUUCCAAAUAUUAACAAUACAUGCUUCAAACUGAACUCCCUACAGCUGCAGGCUUUAUUGCAGAAUUACCAUUGUGCACCUGACGAACCUUACAUCCCCACGGAACUAAUAGAGAAUGUGGUGUCUGUAGCAGAGAAUACUGCUGAUGAACUCGCUCGUAGCGAUGGCCGGGAGGUUCAACUAGAGGAGGACCCAGACCUCCAGCUUCCUUUCCUUUUACCGGAGGAUGGUUACUCAUGUGAUGUAGUUAGGAAUAUACCCAACGGUUUGCAGGAGUUUUUGGAUCCACUGUGUCAGAGAGGCUUCUGCAGGUUAGUGCCUCACCCUCGCUCCCCAGGCACUUGGACAAUUUUCUUUGAAGGAGCUGACUAUGAGAAUCAUCUCUUAACAGAGAAUACAGAUAUGCCUUUAAGAAAAGACCCUGAAAUAAUCACUGUGACACUUAAGAAGCAAAAUGGCAUGGGUUUGAGCAUUGUCGCAGCUAAGGGUGCCGGGCAAGAAAAGCUUGGAAUCUACAUAAAGUCUGUUGUGAAAGGAGGUGCUGCAGAAGUGGACGGCCGUCUAGCAGCAGGUGAUCAGCUUCUGAGUGUUGAUGGACGAAGUUUGGUGGGGCUGUCACAAGAAAGGGCUGCAGAGCUCAUGACAAGAACUGGUUCAGUUGUAACCCUUGAGGUAGCGAAACAAGGAGCAAUAUACCAUGGCCUGGCCACACUACUAAACCAGCCGUCUCCCUUGAUGCCAAGAGAUCGUCGUGGCUCAGGGAAACCCCGACCAAAGAGUGAAGGUUUUGAGCUUUACAAUAACACUGCUCAGAACGGGUCACCUGAAAGUCCCCAGAUGCCUUGGCCAGAAUACAGUGAACCAAAGAAAUUACCAGCAGAUGACCGACUACUAAAGAACCGUGCAGACCACCGUUCUAGUCCCAAUGUAGCAAAUCAACCUCAGAGCCCAGGUGGAAAAGCUCCGUAUGGAACAAGCUCAACGGUCAAAAUAACAUCUGUCUCCACUGGAAAUCUUUGCACAGAGGAAGAGCCACAACCAGCAAGACCAGAAGCCUAUCCUAUACCUACACAGACUUAUACUAGGGAAUAUUUUACCUUCCCAACGCCUAAAUCUCAAGAUCGGAUGGCACCAGCCCAAAGCCAGUGGCCAGAUUAUGAGGAAACAAUCCAAGUCCAUGGGGGAAGCAAUCACUCUAGCAAUACUUCAGUUCAGAGAAUUGCUCAAUCUCAAGAAGAAUUGAGAGAUGAUCAUAUGUUUCAAUCAGAAAGAAGCCGAUUAGAGCCAGCAAUGCGUAAAGAUGUCGAAUAUAUAGACCGAAAACUAGAUGGAAAAGAUGCCUGGGCAAACCUAAGUUCUUCUAUGGAAUCCAAUAUACCCUGCCAAGAACCUGUGAAUAAUUCAAAUAUGACCUUUUCUUCUGGUUCUUUGAACAAAUCUGGCCCCGGUCGCUGGAAAACCCCAGUUGCACCUCAACCAGCACCAAUUGCAGUUCCCCAACCUAUAAGAACAGACCUUCCGCCUCCACCUCCUCCCCCUCCAGCACUUUACGGAUCAGAAUUUGAAGGUGUACCUGUAGACUUACCUCUUCCUCCCCCUCCUCAGACCCAAAUAGGACAGUCAAUGAACUCACAAGCAGCUGCAAUAGAGCGCAGAAAGCGUGAAGAACAUCAGCGAUGGUAUGAGAAGGAGAAAGCACGUUUGGAAGAAGAACGAGAAAGGAAGAGACGUGAACAGGAAAGAAAACUUGGGCAAAUGAGACCUGUUCCUCCUGGUCCUUCUCAAAAUACGCUUCCAGCAUCUCACACAGUGGCACAACCCCCAUCCAUCCCCCAAAGUAGACCAGAGAAGCCAGCAACCCUUCCCCGACCUCCAGAAACAGUAAUUCGGGAACUCCAACCACAGCAGCAGCCUCGCACAAUAGAGAGAAGAGACCUCCAGUACAUUACAAUUAGCAAAGAAGAACUUUCUUCAAGUGACAGUCUUUCUCCAGAUCCAUGGAAGCGUGAUGCCAAGGAAAAGCUGGAGAAGCAGCAACAAAUGCACAUAGCUGAUAUGCUGAGCAAAGAAAUCAAUGAACUGCAGAACAAGCCAGAUCGAACAGCAGAAGAAAAUGACCGGCUCCGUAAGCUGAUGCUUGAAUGGCAGUUCCAGAAGAGACUCCAGGAAUCCAAGCAGAAGGAUGAGGAUGAUGAUGAUGACGAGGAAGAUGAUGAUGUGGAUACCAUGCUUAUCAUGCAGCGCCUAGAAGCUGAAAGAAAAGCAAGAUUACAGGAUGAGGAACGCAGGCGGCAGCAGCAGUUGGAAGAGAUCCGCAAGCGAGAAGCUGAGGAUAGAGUCCGACAAGAAGAGGAGCGUCGACGUCAGGAGGAGGAGCGGGUAAAACGAGAGGCAGAAGAUAAGAGGAGGCAGGAAGAGGAAUAUUACAACCGCUUGGAAGCAGAAAGACGCAGGCAACAUGAGGAGGCAGAACGGAGAUUACUAGAGCCUGAAGAGCCUGGUCUGUACAGACCUCCACUCCCACGGGAAUAUGAGCUCCCACUCCCAUCCCUUCCAUCUAACGCUCCUCCUCCCCCACCUCAGAGAAACACUUCUUACCUCAAAACACAAGCCCUCUCCCCUGACACUGUUUACACUGCCAAGUUUGUUGCAUACACUGAUGAUGAGGAAGACACAAAUCUAGCAGGUCAGGAUAAGUACUCCAGCACGAGAAAGUCAUAUGGUGACCUCCUUCCACCUGCCCAUAAGCCACAGCUGCCUGCUGCACGCCAGCCUCGUCCUGUUUCAGAUGGCAUCUUUCUUUCCAACUCAUUCCAGCCGCCUUCUGCCAAUGCCAACAGUACUGGUCCCAAAACAGGCCAGGCCCCUCCCAUAUCUAAUAAACCAGGGUACCUCCAACACAGCCACUCAAAAGGACCAAACUCUUACACUGGAUCAACAGGUACAAUAGCUGGAAGCAAUGAAGUUUAUAAAGAUACCCGAGACAAACGAUUGAAAAGUCAAGAUGGAGAUAAUGGCACAACAGCCGGUGCUCCUGAGAGCCUAACAUUUAAGGAGAGACAGCGACUCUUCUCCCAGGGUCAAGAUGUGUCUAAUAAAGUCAAGGCUUCAAGGAAGCUAAUGGAACUGGAAAAUGAGUUAAACACAAAGUGAACCUGGAGACUGACUGUUAAGGCACCUUAUCCUAAUCAGAAAUACACAGAACUCUAACUUAAGGGACAUAUGUUGGGCAAAUGUGUAAAGGGAGGAAUAUAUCUAUUUUUUUUUUGUAAAGAGUGAUCAUUUAUUCUUAGACUGUUAAUUCAUAAUAGAAGUUGCAAUAGAAAAAAGUGUGAUUUGCUUCCUUCACAUAAUUUGUUUGGUUUGUUACACUGAAGCACUAUGAAACAUGGUUUUGAUGGGGAUAAACCACAUGAAAAUAGGCAUGGGGAACCAAUUGGUUUGUAUAUUUAAAAGCAUUUUUGGAAUGCUUUCAUUAAUUGAAAUGAGCAGUGACAAACUGCUCAGACUUAAAUCCUCCUUAAAUAGCAAAAUAUCUAUGGGUAUAAAUCCUAUGCAGAAAGUUGUAAGAUUUUCAAUCUCAGUUUAAAAUGUAUAAUAUUUGAUUGCACAUUGGAACAAAAUGUUUUCUAUUUUUGCCUUUUUUUUUUUUGCCAUAUCUCUGAUAUAAGUCUAAAACAAUCUUUUCGCUAGAACUCCUUGUGCUUUUGAAAGCAAAAUGAAAAUAACACCUGUUCUGUAUAGUCUCUGCCACAUAACUGCAUCUCAAGCGUUUCAGAGCGUAUACUGGUUUUGUAAAAUAAAAGCUGAUUUUAUAAAUGACAAAUAUCUGUAGCCUUCUUGAGAUCAUCCUUUAACUCGGAUGCAUUUUUUUUCCUUUAAUUAGUUUAAAGAAUGGAUACAUAAAGUGUGCUUUUUCUUUUAAAUGUUAGUCUUACAAUUUAGAAUUUCAUCAUCUGUAUUUUCAACUGAGAGGCGUACAAAAAAAAAUUCUGCUUCCUUUAUUAAGUAUAAAUGCACACGAUUAAAACUGAGCCAUAAAGCAGUAUGGAUAUUUAAGAGGUUACUGAAAAUGCUAUUUAAGUUCUGACUGUUAGGAAAAAUUACAUAAUGGAGAGAUUUGGACUUAGGGUGGACCACUACAGAAAAAAAGAUGAUUUAAUGGUUGUUCAUAUUCGGUUCAUGUAAAAGUAUCCUUUGUGAAAUACAUUUUGCUUUAGCUUAGCACUAUAUAGAAGGCAAUGGAGUCUCCAAGAAGAGCUCAUAUAUAUUGCUUUUAUUGAAGAAUAGUGUAAUUGGUAAAGUGGAUUGGGCUGGAUUCAGUACCAAAGAUAAAUAUAUCUUAUUAACUGGGAUAAAAUGUGUCAGUAUUUCUAUAACUAUUUUUUAAAGUUGCAUCCUAAGCAGUUGCUAUUGAAU